Molecule: messenger RNA, 2178 nt
Organism: Penicillium argentinense
Lineage: Eukaryota; Fungi; Ascomycota; Eurotiomycetes; Eurotiales; Aspergillaceae
Exons: 3
Coding region: 1-2178 (725 amino acids)
Biological process (GO): regulation of DNA-templated transcription; DNA-templated transcription
Molecular function (GO): DNA binding; DNA-binding transcription factor activity, RNA polymerase II-specific; zinc ion binding
Source: RefSeq, a predicted model, not a curated record
AUGAGCACUUGGGCGGAUUCAAAUGGCCCACCUCGUAAGAGGAUGCGGAAGGGGACCAAGAGCUGCAUCGAAUGUCGCCGCCGGAAGAUCCGCUGUACUUACACCGCUGAUCACCCUGACGUUUGCAAUGAAUGCCGCCUGCGAGGCUCGAAAUGUAUUGACCAGGAGCAUCAUGAUGAUGACAUAAGCAUGCAGCCUGGUUCAGGGCAAGGAGAGCAACGCUAUAGUCUCCGGGAGCGUGUGGCCCACUUGGAGAAUGUUGUGCAAGGAUUGGUUAAACGAUUGGACCAACAAAGCACUGCUUCUAGCUCCCCUGCUGGGAAUCUCUCAGCCACAGAUAUGACUCCUGUUUUGGUUGAGUCGGACAAACUUGGCCCUUCUAGCAUCCAGAUUCAGAACGCCCCAGUUCUGCAACUCUUUGAUAACUAUCUCCUCAGUCGCCAAGAAGACCCAUCCAGUAAUGAUCAAUUCACCGGGGUUAAAGACAUGUCACCCAAAGCUCGAGCCGUCCGAGCCGAGCUUUUAUCCUUACUUCCUCCACAGAAAGAUGUUUGGAAGAUUAUAAAUGAAGGCUCAAAACUUUGGUGUGUUUGGGAAGAAAGCUUCCCUGAAAUCCAAUUCAUCAUGAGUCGGAAAUUGGAAUCCUGCGAAGGCCGCGUGGCCCCGGCCGACAUAGGAAAGGCCCUCGUCUGCCUUUCCAUGAGUGUGAUCCAAUCCCCGCCGGACUUCGAUUUCGACAGUUUGAAUGUACCAAUCGACCCCGAAGAGUUCACGAGCCGUUUAACAGGAACCGUGGACCGCCUGGUAGUCCGUGAUGACGAUUUCGCCGCAACACUCCCGGGAAUCGAAUGCCAAAUGCUCCUGGCCAAAUUCCAUCUUAACGAAGGCCGUCUUCGCAAGGCGUGGUUGGUGACCCGCAGAGCCAUUGAAUUUGCGCAUUUAGCCGGAAUGCAUCUGUCAACUCGAACGCCUCGUCCAAAGGACACACUUUUCGAGCGACGAUUGAAAAUUUGGUGCACCCUGAAUUGCUCGGAUCGAUCGCUCAGUCUUAUUCUUGGACUGCCAUACGGGGUCUCUGAAGCAUACUUCUUACCUCAGGUUGAACAUCGGCAAAAGAUGGGCAGCAUGAAGUCUCCAGCAGAAAAGUAUCUACUACGUAUUGGUGUCAUUUGCGGACAUAUGGUCGACCGCAAUCAAAAUCCAUCCGAGAUGUGUCUUGAGUACACACUGGAGCUCGACAAAGAGCUUGAGGAGGCAUGGAACGCUAUGCCGAGUAGCUUCUUUGGCAUCGAACUUGGCCCGGGUGAAGCAAAUGAACAAUUUUAUGAACGAGUUCCUCUGCAGUUCAUGCCAAAAGUGCUGCGAGCUCUUCUACAUCUACCAUUCAUGCUGAAGUAUCCUCUUGAUCCGCGUUUUGCUUACUCUCAUCGAAUGGCCAUCCAAUCUGCGCGAGAGGGACUCGUCCUCUAUAAGGUACUGCGAGCUAUCACGCGAUCUUAUCUUUGCAAGAUGAUUGAUUUCCUGGCUUUCACAAUGGGAAUGAUUCUUAUCGUCCAUCUGCAUGGCUAUUCCGACGAAUCUCCAGAGUAUAGCCAAGAACAAGACGAAGAAGACUGGAAAUUAGUUGGUGAUGUUGUUGAGAUUCUUCACCAAGCGAAAAACGAAAAAGGCGGCUCUGUGGCCGCAGAGUCCGCCAACAUUCUUGGUGAAAUCUUCCGAACGAGAUCGGAAAAGAGAGAAUGGACGAGCUUGGCGACCUGCCAGAUCACGGUGCCCUACUUUGGGACCAUUACCGUGGGUGCCGGAGCUAAGUUUUCGAGGCUGCAGAACAAUCUUCGAAAAGAGCAACAUGAUGGCAUUACAAACGGUCAAUCAUCAGAACCCCAGCCAAACAAACACUCGCCAAAUCAGCUGUAUACCCCCCCACUUUCUGAUCUCGAAGGUGUGUCUGACACACAGUCGAGCACUGUUGUUGGCAAACCUCCGAUCUCCAGUGCAAAUGGAACAGAUCCUCCUCUACAAGCGCUACCGGGCGACAUAAUGUCAACAUCGGCAUUUGCAGGUCCGGAAAUAAACGCAUUUACCGGACUGUUUGAUGAUUUUGGUCAGUUUACGUGGCCGGCUCCGAAUAUCGACCUCGGCCUUGAUCAUGGCUGGAACCUGAACUGGUUUGAAUAG